Molecule: messenger RNA, 3036 nt
Organism: Scophthalmus maximus (turbot)
Lineage: Eukaryota; Metazoa; Chordata; Actinopteri; Pleuronectiformes; Scophthalmidae
Gene: elp2
Product: elongator acetyltransferase complex subunit 2
Exons: 22
Coding region: 31-2547 (838 amino acids)
Biological process (GO): tRNA wobble uridine modification
Cellular component (GO): elongator holoenzyme complex
Molecular function (GO): protein binding
Source: RefSeq, a predicted model, not a curated record
UACAGUAACACCACAACAGCAGCUUCCAAGAUGGCGGCGCCUGUAAUCGAAACAUGCCAUGUCGCCUGUUGUGCCAACAGGACACCAAACGUUGUUUCUUGGAGUCGAGGAGGAACCAUCGCCUUUGGGACAUGUAACUCAGUGGCUCUGUACGACCCACAGGAGAGAAGAGUCGUCGCUGUGCUGAAUGGACAUGCAGGCAGAGUGAAUGCGGUCCAGUGGGUUCACAGAGAAGACUGUGCUCCGGAGAGUCAUCUUGUAUCAGGAGGCUCGGACAAUCGGCUCAUCCUCUGGGAGGCUCAAAAUGAGAAGUUCGGCAAGUCAGUGGAGUGUGAGGGCCACACUGGUCCAAUUAGUGCUGUGGCUGCAAUCUACACAGAGGGCUCAGGCAUCCUGGUGGCCUCCUCAGCAUCUGACUCCACAGUCAGACUGUGGCUCUACACUGACAACAGAAAAGCUGAAUGCCUCCAUAUCAUAUCAUUUGGCAGCGGUUUCAUGAUGGAUGUCUCCCUGGCACUGUUGCCAGGCAGCAGAGUUCCCAUACUGGCCUGUGGGGGUGAUGACUCUCGGGUGCAUUUGUAUGUGCAGUCCAAAGGAGAGCUCCAGAAAGUGAAGUCACUACAAGGGCAUGAAGACUGGAUUCGUGGAGUGGAAUGGGCAUCUAUUGGUGGGGAGCUGUUAUUAGCCAGCUGUUCACAGGACUGUCUCAUCCGAGUGUGGAAGCUAUUUGCCAAGUCUGGGACAGAUAUCCACACAGAGGACGAUCAUACCAUCAUCAAAAUGAAAGAGGAUGUUUUUGAAGUGAAGGAGAGAGACAUGUCCUCGGUAUUUGCUGUUUCCCUUGAGACAGUCCUGGCAGGUCAUGAGAACUGGGUCUAUGGAGUCCACUGGCAGCCUCCUUCCUACAAAGGCGGCGAGUUGCAGCAGCCUCUCAGUCUACUCUCUGCUUCCAUGGACAAAACCAUGAUCCUCUGGGCUCCCGAGGAAGGAUCUGGAGUCUGGGUGGAGCAGGUGCGUGUAGGAGAGGUUGGUGGCAAUACUCUGGGUUUCUACGGCUGCCAGAUGAGUCCGGACGGCUCCAUGAUUUUGGCUCAUGCUUUCCAUGGGGCUUUACAUCUCUGGUGCAAAGACCAAGACAAAGAGGGAGUGUGGAGGCCUGGGGUAGUUAUAUCAGGUCAUUUCAAUGCAGUGCAGGACCUCAGCUGGGAUCCAGAGGGUGAGUUCAUCCUCAGCGUGGGCUCAGACCAGACCACCAGACUCUUCACUCCAUGGAGGAAACAAGAUGUCAAACUGGCAACCUGGCAUGAAAUCUCACGGCCACAGAUCCAUGGAUACGACAUGCAGUGUCUGGCCAUGGUCGGGAGGUUUCAGUUUGUGUCUGGAGCUGACGAGAAGGUCCUGAGAGUUUUUCAGGCACCUCGUAAUUUUGUGGAGAACUUUGCAAACAUCUCUGGGAUGUCACUAGAGAAGCUGCUGACAUCCAGUGACUCUGCCAACCUUCCAGAAGGGGCCAGCACACCUGCCCUAGGUCUGUCCAACAAGGCUGUAUUUCAAGGUGAACUUGUCCCAAAGGCCAAAGAAGAAGAGAAGCAGUUCAACAGUGUUUCUGAUCAAUACCACGAGUCUUACUUCCACCCGCUCAACUUGACUGAACCCCCACCAGAGGAUCAUCUUCUCCAGAACACACUCUGGCCCGAGGUCCAGAAACUGUACGGCCACGGCUUUGAGAUGUUCUGUCUCGCAUCUGACAGUGCCAGGACGGUGGUGGCAUCCGCAUGCAAGGCAUCUAAAGUGGAGCACGCAGCCGUGCUGCUGUGGAGCACAGGUACGUGGCGUCAGCUACAGACGCUGCCAUGCCACUCCCUCACCGUCACCCAGAUGGCCUUUUCACCUGACGCACAACUCCUGUUGGCAGUUUCUCGUGAUCGCACCUGGUCCUUAUGGAGACGGAACCUGCCCUCGCCUGAAAGUCCAGAGCCGCAGUUCUCGCUGCACGCACACACGGGGAAGGACACGGCCGUACACAGCCGCAUCAUCUGGUCAUGUGACUGGAGCCCCGACAGCAAAUACUUUGUGACAUCCAGUCGGGACAAGAAGGUGAUAGUUUGGGGCCCAUGCAGAUUAGAAGACGAAUCUGUGCCUCCUCCUAACAGGAUUAAACCCUGUUCCUCCCUCUUGGAUGUGGGUGAUUCUGCUACCGCUGUAGCUUUCUGCCCUGUACUCUGCUCUGAUAACAGCUACCUGCUCGCAGUUGGCUUGGAGUGUGGCAGAAUCCUGCUGUACAGGUGGAGCCCGGGCCAAGAGGCUGCUGGACGACACGACUGGAGCAGCUGUGCAGAGACGGAUGUCUUACAGAGCCACGCUUUGGCAGUGAAGAGGCUCCGCUGGAGGCCCAGGGCUGGCCGAGCAGGUCGAGAGAACAACACCAAGGAGGAGGAGACUGACGAAGAGAGCGAGGCCGAAGAAAAGAGCUCCUGGGUCCAGCUCGCCAGCGCCAGCGCCGACCACUCUGUCAAAAUCUUCAACGUCAACAAACUGGCUCUUUAGCACCACCUACAAUGACACUAUUAUGUUCCCCCGCACACAGAGAGACACUUGAAUCUAGGGCCAAGGGCCUGACUGGGACACCGUGGCCACAGCUGCUCACUGGCGAGCCAUUCACUCCCUGUGACAGCCAGUUAAGUCAUGGGUCAGUCGCAGGACAGGCCCACGACACACAUGCCCCCACAGUCUGUCUACACACAGCUGGAUGGAUUUGAUGGGUGGAAGCGAGAUUGCAAAAGACUCCGUGACCUUAGGGUGGUAUUUUGCUUCGACUCGUCAAAGUGUUUUAGAUUCAGAGAAGGAGACGCUGGAUAUCUGUGCAGAUCACAUAUUUAGGCCGUUUAUCCAAAUAAACAAUUAUAUGGCGAACUGUUGUUCAAAUUCAUAAUUUAAAAAGAAAGUGAUCAGAUCAUUACGAUCAUAGUUGCACAGCAUGUACGUUGUUUAUUUGUUUUAGCACCCAAUUCAUUAAAUUUUUUUCUAUAUCUACAA